AUGAAUAAUUUUAAGAUCAAUGUAGCAUCUAAGUUAUCUAAUGAUAACAUUAAACUGCAGUACCUCCUGCAGUUAUGUAAGGGUAAAGCCCGCAGUUGUAUAGACAGCUGUCCUUUGAUGGAAUCUGGAGGCUACGAUAAGGCUCUUGAUAUAUUAAGAAAACAGUUUGGCCAGCCUCACAUAAUAUUAAGUGCUUUGAUGAGUGAUAUGCUUAAUAGAAAGCAAAUCAGUGUAGGUGACGGUGAAGCACUAUGGUCACUUGUUAGCGUAAUGAAGAAAUGCAAUGUAACGUUAACUCAAAUGGGGUACACUAGCGACCUCAAAAGUACGAGCAAUCUAUUAAAGGUUCAAUCGUUAUUGCCUACUGCUUUGCAGAACAAAUGGGCAAAUGUAGCUCAUGAUAUUUUAGAGAGUAGUGAACCCACAUUUUUGGAUAUGCUUAAGUUUGUAGAAAAGCAAGCAGAAAUAUCGUGUAAUAUGUUCAGCAGAAGUGUUGGUAAAGCUGGGAGUAGAUUACAUACACCCAAAGAAGUAGAAAGGCCGAAAGUUAGGACUAAUGUUGUUAAAACUUCGAAGCGUUCUGGGUUCAUGAAGAAAGGCGAGGUCAAGCGAAAGAACCAUACGCCAUUAGAACCUCCCUUGGAUGGUGCGUAA
Molecule: messenger RNA, 654 nt
Organism: Anneissia japonica
Lineage: Eukaryota; Metazoa; Echinodermata; Crinoidea; Comatulida; Comatulidae
Exons: 1
Coding region: 1-654 (217 amino acids)
Source: RefSeq, a predicted model, not a curated record